This is a messenger RNA of Chara braunii, 9604 nucleotides long. Lineage: Eukaryota; Viridiplantae; Streptophyta; Charophyceae; Charales; Characeae. The record is from the annotation of a GenBank genome assembly.
ACCUGGGGGGGGCAGGGGGUGGAGGAGGGGAGGAGGAGAGGAGGAGGAGGAGGAGAAGUGGGCGGGUUACUAGGAGAAUGCCGGUGCCGAGUUGUGGUUUGUUGAUGAUGUCGCGUUCUUGGUUACCUUGUUGGAUUGGGAGAUGUGGUGGUGGGUUUCCCUGCUUGCGCCACGUGUCCUCCAAUCUUCCUAAUCACGAGGUUGGCAGCAGCGAUCUCGUCGUUCGACGAGACCUCCGGCGACGACGAAACGAAUGUGGUAAUCCCGAUCUUCCAUGUUAUUGUCGUCUUCAUGGUCCUUACAAUUUCUAUCUUCUUCUUGCUAUCGCCCUCUCUGGACUGGCGAUUGCUCUGACCUUGUAUCUGUUGGCUCUCAAACAUCAUCGGCACUUAAUGAGAGCGGAAGCGGAGGCGCAGUGCGAAGAGAAACAGCGGGCUGUGCGAAUGGCUGUGGAAAAAAGAUUGGGAUCUCUUGUUGCGAUCUCGUCUGUCAUACAAAGCUCAUCAUCCAUCGAUCAACAGCAGUUUUCCAGACUCUCAGAUGCUCUGGUAGGAUGGACUCGUAAUGUUCGCAACAGGUUAUGGGUUCGGGCAGCUGGAAACCUGCAAGUUUCACCAUCAUCACCACCGCAUGUGGGAAAUGGAACAAUAGCAGGAGAACGUCAUAGCUCUGCUUCAUGGCAGGAAGAGGUGGAAGGAGAUGCGAGCCAGGCGCUCGUUACGUUUGUGGAUGGGCCAGUUCCUGAUUUCAUUGUCUUAGGGAUGGACCUAUUGAAUGAUUCUAAGUUCCGCUUACCACUUAUGAGAGCAAAGGAGAGUGGGUUAAUCACAAUGACUGGUCCAUUCACGAUGGAGAAUGCGAAGAGGUCAUCAAUGGCAUUUCUUGCAGUGUAUGAUAGUCCAAAGGGCGUACGAUCUAUGGAAGCAAAGAGCCGUGCAUGCUUAGGAUUUGCAGCAGUGACUCUUGACGUAUCAGACAUAAUAGAGGACGUGCUGGGACAGGUCCGGCCUCGACGAUGGGCCGGGGUUACGAGGAGAGUUUGGGUGUGGGAUGCAACACUGCCGGGCGCAGAGCUGGUGUACCCUCCACAGAGUCCCUCCUCGGUAAUGUCCGGAGACUGGGAGGAGCACACCCUGAGGAAACCUCUUGACCUGGGUGAUCCAUCAAGGCAAUAUGAGAUUUGGUGCACUGUAGAUGUUCUCUCCGGAGCGCCACUCUAUGUUUUGCUGUGGCUGGUGUUUCUCCUCGUCUUUGUGGCUGCCAUACUUUUGAUUCUGUGCCUAAUGCUCCAACGCCUUGCGUCUGUGACGAAGACAGUCGGAAACAUGCAGGUCGUGCUCAGGGAAACUGAAGCUGCCAAGAAGGCUGCCAUUGAUGCAGAUCUUGCAAAGAGCACAUUCAUCGCAACAAUGUCACAUGAGAUCAGGACACCUAUGAAUGGAGUAAUUGGGUGUAUGUCUUUGCUCCUGGGUACGAACUUGGAUGCCACACAGAUGGAGUAUGUUAUGACAGCGAAAUCAAGUGGCAAGGCAUUGAUAAGUCUCAUCAAUGACGUACUGGACUUCUCAAAGAUUGAGGCGGGGCGAAUGGAGCUGGAGUGCGUGGCUUUCAAUUUGAGGGCUGAGAUUGAUGAUGUUCUGAGCUUAUUUGGGGAGAAAACACGGGAGAAGAAGUUGGAGUUGAGCGCCCUUGUCCAAGACCCUGUUCCCAAGAUCAUCCUGGGUGUCCCAUUGGACGUGAGGUCGAAAUUAUUCCGCCCGUUCACCCAAGGACACUCAAGCACAUCAAGGCAUUAUGGUGGCACAGGGAUUGGGCUCAGCAUAUGCCACAAACUUGUCUCGUUAAUGGGUGGCCGAAUGGGUUUUAUCAGCACACCGGGGAAAGGAAGCUCAUUUAUCUUUGAAAUUCCUUGUCGGGUGCAAGAGCCUGGGGCUUCCGGACCAGAUCCUGGCCAUUCAUCUGCAGCGAGUUUGGUCUGCGCAGAGCUGAAGGGUGUGAGGGCUGUCGUGGUGGAUGAUGAUGAGGUGAGGAUAGCAGUGGUCUGCAGCUACUUGCGUCAAUUGGGAGUACACCCGCAUGUUGCAUACAGUGCGACGGAAGCUAUCUCAAUGCUGACAUCAAAUGGGAGAGGGCAGAAUGCUCCGUUCAGAUUUACAAUCAUCGACAACCAAAUUGAUGGAGGAUCAGGCCUAAGGGUUGGGAAGCAGAUCCAUGAGGAGCUACAGCUAUGCGGCCUUCCGUUGCUGCUGCUGACCGAAUCGCCACCCGACAAAAGAGCGGAUGACGAGAUAAAGCGGUGUGGGUUUAGUGCAUGGAUUGGGAAGCCGCUAAGGCAUAGCCCACUGGUUACGGCCUUAGCAACAGCAGUCUUUCCUGAUUCAGUCAUUGGUGCAACUCCUUGGCAUCAAGAUGUGAAUAAGAACCUGGCUGAUUUCUUUGCUGCAAAGCACCGGAAGGCUAUGGAUUCGGUGCGCGAGUUCAACAUAGAGGUAUUGGACCCGCUCACGUCCGAGGACUUUGCAUGGCUUCCUCUCCCGACCACAGGCCGCUUGCGGGGACCGCAAUGCGCAGCACUAUGCGCUCAUCUCCACACUUACUUAUCCUUCUAUGCACCACCAACUUCGCCGACGGAUGACGAAGUCGCGGUGGGGGACAUCCUUGCGUAUACUACCAAGGUGGCCCGCGAGUUUCACACGCAGUGGUACGAUGACAACAACGCACCGCUCAUGUAUGUCCGCAUCCAGGUUGGGCAAGCGUCCUGCAGCGCUUUGCUGGAUAGCGGCGCGUCUCGCAAUUUCAUGAGCCAAUCCUUUAUGCAAAGGGCUGGCCUUGGCGCACAAGUUCGGAGGAAGGCAAACCCGACGGCGAUCAAGUUGGCGGAUGGGAAAACGCAACUUCUCGACCGAUACAUCGAGGCCGUACCGGUUUAUUUCGCACCUCAUGCAUGCGAACCGGUCACGUUCGAUAUUCUCGACACGGACUUCGACAUCAUCCUGGGAAUGCCUUGGCUUGCAAGUGCGGAUCACACGGUCAACUUCCACCGGCGGACUCUUAGCGUUUGUGACGCCUUCGGCGCCGAAGUGGCGUGUACUAUUCCUCUACCGCACCCUUCGAUUCGGUGCCAAGUGGUGAAGGCCAAAUCAUUACGGGCGACUUGCGCUUACGAGCAGCCCGAGGAGAUCGGCCUAUGCUUCCUACGGACCGUCGCGGUAGCCGACGCUUCAGCCACGGACUUGUCUUCGGACUCCCGGGUGGUGCGGUUGCUGGACGAGUUCGCCGACAUCUUCGAGUCACCUACCGGUGUGGUGCCGGAUCGGCCGAUCUCUCACGAGAUCAUUCUUGGGGCCGGUGCCGUGCCGCCAAAAGGUUGCAUCUAUCGGAUGAGGGAGGAGGAGCUUGAGGUCUUUCGCGCACAACUCGACGAUUUGUUGGCCAAGGGCUGGAUCCGCCCUAGUAGCUCCCCAUAUGGAGCACCGGUUCUCUUCGCCAGGAAGAAGAACAAGGAUCUACGAUUGUGUAUCGACUACCGCAAGCUCGACGCACAAACCGUCAAGAAUGUGGGGCCUCUUCCGCGCAUCGACGAUCUUCUUGAGCGAUUGGGCGGUGCAAAGUAUUUUUCUAAGUUGGAUUUGAAAUCGGGAUAUCAUCAAAUAUCGAUCCGGCCGAACGAUCGCUACAAAUCCGCGUUCAAGACGCGGUACGGGCAUUUUGAGUGGGUGGUCAUGCCUUUUGGCCUCCCCAACGCCCCGACGGCCUUUCAAGUGGCAAUGACCAACGAGUUCUGUGCAAUAUUGGACCGGUUCGUGUUGGUCUACUUAGACGAUAUUCUCGUCUAUAGCCGGAGGUUGGAGGAUCAUCUUGGGCAUCUUCGACGAGUGUUGGAGACUCUCCGCUGCGCCAAGUACAAGGCCAACCGCGACAAGUGCGAAUUUUUCCGGCAAGAGCUGGAAUACUUGGGCCAUUUUGUCACACCGGAGGGCAUCAGUCCGCUAUCGGACAAGAUUCAAGCCAUCCAAGAGUGGCCGGAACCUCGGAACGUCACGGAUGUCCGUUCGUUCCUUGGCCUUGCCCGCUACUACCAGUGUUUUAUUAAAGGCUACUCGAAGAUCGCGGCCCACUUGACCAAGUUUCAAUGCGAGGAUCGGCCGCUUGACUUCGGAGAGGAGGCGCGGGAAUCAUUUUUGGCUCUCAAAGCCGCGCUAUUAUCUGUGGAGGUCUUGCGCAUUUACGACCCGCUUUUGCCUACGCGCCUCAUCACGGAUGCGUCCGGCUAUGGCAUUGGUUACUUCAGCAAGAAAGUGCCCGUCGUGCAUUCCAUUGACAAUGCACGCAAGGAGCUCCUCGUCUUUGUCCACGCGCUCAAGCAGUGGCGGCACUUCCUCCUUGGUCGAAGCCCAUUUCGAUGGGUAACGGACAACAAUCCGUUGGUCUUCUAUAAGACCCAAGACACCGUCAACAGCACCAUCGCUCGAUGGAUGGCUUUCAUCGACCAGUUCGACUUCUUUCCCGAUCACAUUCCCGGGAAGUCUAACCGUUUUGCGGAUGCUCUUUCACGGCGUCCGGAUCAUUGUACCGUAGUCUACUCAACCUGCGGAACAGCUUCAUCCGAGGCUACCAAGCCGACCCCGAGUUUUGUGACAAGUACGCGAAUUGCUCCUCUCCUAAUCCGGCGCCUUCUCACUACCGGAUCCAAGAGGGGUACUUUCUUGUCCACACGCGGGGGAAGGACCUUCUUUGCGUACCGAGUGAUCCUCACUUGCGUACACGACUUCUGGGCGAGUUCCACGAUGCUCCCGCCACCGGACACUUUGGAGUCAAUCGCACGAUUGGCGAACUUCGCAAGCGAUUUUGGUGGCCCGGCCUUCUCGGCGACGUCACUCGCUAUUGCGAGUCAUGCGAGGUUUGCCGACGCUGAAAAUCCUGCAACCAUCGUCCGUAUGGGGAGUUACGACCAUUACCGGUCCUGUUGCGGCGAAGGGAAGCGAUUGCCAUGGGCAUUACAGGUGGUCGACGACAACCUUGUGAACCGUAUAGUUGCAACCAAGAUGCUUAAGCAGUUUGGAUUUGAGGUCAUCGCCGUGUCAAGAGGAUCUGAUGCUAUUGAACUGAUGACCCCCUGCAACCAUGGUUUUGACGUCAUCUUUAUGGACGUUCAGAUGCCUGAGAUCGAUGGGUAUGAGGCAACACGAGAGAUUCGGCGAUUGGAAAGAGAGGUGCAUCCUUGGAACCAGGAGAAUAUGUCGAAAACAAGUGGUGUGAAGAUCAUUGCAUGCACUGCGGAUGUUUUGAAAGGCACGCUGGAGCAGUGCAUCCGAGAAGGCAUGGAUGACUAUGUACCAAAGCCAAUAAGCUCAAAGCAGCUGAGAGCAGCACUACGCCGGGCGUUUGGGCUUCAUCAGGAUGAGCAAUAGAUGCGUGCAAUGGUCAUUCGUUGAUGCUUCCUUUCUUUAUCCGAUAGAGUGACUCGGUUUCGCCCUGCUGCCCUUGCCUUUUGCGAGAACGGGGGCAAGCAAAGAUGGCAGUUAGGGCUGUCUCUCCGGUAUUUGUUCUCUGCUGUUUGCCCGUCAAGCGUAACCUGUCACAUCUUGCUUCUAUCAACAAUCGUGGAGACGUGUCAUGGAUCAAGCCAAUUACCAGCUCAUCAGUCUUGCUCUCCCCUAUAUGGCACUGAGUGCUGCCCAGUGGCCACUGGUAUACCACUGGCAUGACCUUCUUCUCGGUCGUGGUUCGUGUGCUCAGCAAGACUCGUACUCCACUUGUGCCAGCAGAUACAUUUGUCGCUACACUGUUGGUUACCAUUGCUAUGGUUGUAGAUUUCGCAGGACCAGUGAAUCAUCCAAUUGUGCUCUGGUGGAGGUUGUGAAUCAUCAUCAUCAUCAUCAUCAUCAUCAUCGCUACCCAGUGGCUAUCUGGACCAGGUGACUCGUACUCCACUGGACCUCAGGCAAGGCAGUGGAGGUUGUGCUCUGGUGCAGGUUGUAGAUUUCGCAGGGUGUCCACGAGUUGUUUUCCCGUUGUUGUUGUCUUUUCUUCCUGUUUUUUUGUUCUUUUUUGCACAUUUUUUGACAGUUUCCCCUGUCCUUUUAGGCUCUGAUGUCGCGCUGCCUUUACCGGACAACAUGUGAUCGAUCGUUUUUCAUUUGAGGUCUGGUUGUACAUGUUGAGAGGCAGGAAUGCUGGAGGGGGAGAGAUCAUCAGAGGAUUUCGAUAGCCGGUGUCUGUUGGAGCCUAUGGUCAAUGUGUAUAUUGAAGCAAUCUUGCUGGUGAGCGUUGGUGGCGCCCAUGGCAUUUUUGCGGGACGGAGUCUGAACAGACUUGAUCGAGCCAUCUCUCAAGUCAACAAGGCAAAAGCGGAGGCGAUUGUGGCGAACAACAUGCUGUCUUCUGUGGAUUAUUAUACUCAGAACCGAGGAGAGAACCAUAGGGCUUCAUCUUUCAGGGAGGGGUACAGUGUCUCUUUGCUGAAGCUCGGCGAGAGGUUCCGUUUUCAUCCGCGCUGCUGUUUGCUUCCGGAUUCAAGCUCUGUCUUUCAGAAGGGUCGUGCCAGAGAGGAAACGACAGUUUGCACCUUACCUAGGCUGCUUAGAGAUCGAUGGCAGUGGAAUUUUAGCUGGGGGACAGGUCAACCCAUCCAGUUAAAGCCGCUCUCGCCUUGCAUGAGCCGUCUCUCCUGCAGCCUUCACAUAAGCAGAAGGGCUGUUGUAGGUCCGAGCUCUCUCCUCCGUAACAGACAUGGCCAGCAACGGACUCACACAGACGUCGAAAGUAUCAGGUGUUUCCCCCUGGCCAUGGAAUGAACUUCACGAGUGCUUGUCAAGGAAGCGCAUGCCGGGACGCUUCUGUAGGGAAGGGGGUCCCGGGGGGGGGGGGGGUGAGGAGGGACGGUCGCAUGCGCCAGGACGUUUUUUCUGCCUCUUGAGAACAUGCACUUUGGAGGCAGGAAGCUUGUGUUUGGGAAUGAGAGGAGGGAGGCUCCAUCUGCGGCGAAGGCGGGACAUGUAAAAGGCAUUUCUGAGUUUGCAAAGCACGAGAACCUGUCAGUCGUGGGUCGAGUUGCGUGACAGUAUCGUAUGCCCACCAUGACGUAACCUGUCAGAAGUGACAGCGGCUAAAUGACAUGACCUGUUGUGAGAAGGCAUGGCACAGCAAGGCAUGGCAUGGCAUGCCUGCCAAUAUGUAAGACCAGCAUUGAUGUUUGGUGGCCAUUGUUGCCGCUUUUCCAAUGCUGGGACUCUUGGUUGUCUUUCUUGGUGCCCAAGGAGCAAAUAAGGUUUUCAGUCCACUUCAUAAUAAUUUUGCAGGUGACUGCAGGCCAGGUUUCUGAAAAUCUGCACUUACAUACAAACAUACCUACAUAUAUGUGAUGGCCUGCUAGUGGAACUUGUCCAGGUUCCGUGGCCCGGAGUCGAUGGCCCUGCUAUGGGAUGCUGUUCGCAGCUGCGUCGUUGAUGAAGUUAGUAUGUUGUCUAUGCCAGAUAAAUCAAGCAAACGAGUCACCGGAGGCGGUGGAGAGGGGUAGAGAGAGGGGUAGAGAGAGGGGUAGAGAGAGAGAGAGAGAGAGAGAGAGAGAGAGAGAGAGAGAGAGGCUCAAGUGUCAGACAUGUGGAGGAAUUAUGGAUUUCACAUGCAUUGCAUACAAGAUUGCAAAUGGGAUUUUAAGCUUUCCUUUUUAACUAUGCGCAGGUGCACUUAUCAUCUUGUCCCAGAACUGUUGACAUCAACUCCGAAAGCUUUAAAUCUUCUCUGAUGCUUUCGUUGCCAGUGCAGUGGGUCGGCUGCACUGCUAGACCAAGUCAUGUCAUCUUGCAAGCAGCUCAACUUGAGUGGAAAAGAUCGUAUGGAACCGGCAGGCAGUUUCUGUCAUCAAGUUCAAGGUGCUUGCUGUCAAGAAGUGAGAGAGCAUGGUGAUCAACGGAAGCCUCGCGGAACUUACAUCUUGCUGCUGUUCUUGGAGAUUUGAACAUCAUCGUGCGGUCUGCGGCCGUUUUCUUCCUCGACAAAGUCCCGGGAUCUCGGCCAGGACCCAGUGAUUUCAGGUGUGUUCUUUCUUGUCCGUGUCAGAAUGAGUCGGAGAACCGCAUGCACCGCAUGUCAUCAUAGCUGCAUGAUUAUGUUGGAGUAGUAAAAUCCAAGGCACAAUGCACCGGUCCAAUUCUCUUGUAGCUUGGAAACUAGUUUUGUGUUCAAAAUGUGACAAGCUGCUUUCGUGUGGAGAGAGAAGUCCAUUUGCAUAAGCGCACUUGCAACCUUGGGGUUUGAAGCCAUGGUUAACAUUGGGGUGUUUGAAGCCAUGGUAAAGUAACAGCUGGCUGGGAACUGCGGUGAGUGAGAACGCUAGCACUGCCUAGCAGGACGAAGUCAUUUCACUGAAUGCUGAAAGGUACAGUCGCUGGCCUGCAAGUUGGUGCGCCUAUCUGACACGGGCAUGGGAAGAAGCAAAGGUAAUAUAUGCUUUGGGGAAAUUGGUGAUGGGUGAAUUGUUGAAGCAUGAAGCUGGCUUUUAAUAUGUAAAGGGAGGUAGUCACCGUGUUCUCAACGCGACUAAUUGAUUGAUGAUAGUGGUCUGUGACUGUCCAUCUGCAGUUCUUAAGCAUCAGGCUGCAUAAGGCUAUGAUUGUGCUACACUAGCAUGAGGUUGUUCUGCAUUUGGAGCAGGCAUGUGCUAGUCCAGCACAAUCACACCAUAACUGGGCAUAACGGUCGAACAGCAGCCUGUCUUCCUGUUUCAGUCAGGAAGCGAAUAAAAUCAGUUCGUAAGCCCAGAGAGUGAGAGAGAGAGGGAGUCUUGGAGGGAAUAAAAUGAGUUGGUGAGCACACACACACACAGAGAGAGAGAGAGAGAGAGAGAGAGAGAGAGAGAGAGAGAGAGAGAGAGAGAGGUUUUGAAUGGUUUUAGCAGCAAUGUCUGUGCUACAGGAUGAAUAGAGGGAAUGUUCUUGACAUUGCUAUCCUUGUGGAGAGAGAGAGAGAGAGAGAGAGAGAGAGAGAGAGAGAGAGAGAGGUUUUAGAAUGGUUUUAGCAGCAAUGUAUGUGCUACAGGAUGAAUAGAGGUAAUGUUUUUUGACAUUGCUAUCCUUCAUGUGAAGGAUUGGUAUAAUCUGUGUCCGCGUGUUUGGAGUUCAGUUAGUAUUCAUACAGAAGGUUCAUACAGAAGUAUUGCCACGGUACUGGCAUGUAGCAGCUCUUGUUUAUAGCUGGUGCAUUGGAGUUGGUUUUGGCUGUGUUGCCGGUGCUAUCUUUCGGUGAUACCUGUGGAGGAUGUGAGUUGCUGCCUCACUCAGGCUGAGGAGGUCAGCCUGGCUGUUGCUUCCCGACAGCACAAGUCUCUCUUCGGAAGUCCUCUCACCUGCCAUCGGCUUGGUCCCGUCAUCUCUGCCAUGUUAUCAUGGGAUGCUGUACCAGGUUUGCGAUGCUCCGUUAGUUCUCCGUCUGGCAUAUAAUAUAGCCACACCUGUUGUUAGGGUAUGUCCCGGAAUCCCUGCAUUUUCAGGGAGGAUUUUUCGACUUAUUUUGGUGUUCCAUUCCAUCCUUUAAAAGGAUUACGAUGCUCGUGUUUCGGUCAUUGGAAGGGGGGAGAUGAAAGUGAUAAAAAUUUUAAAAACCA